AUGUCCACCACGAAGCGGCAGGAAUCGUCUACGGAGAAAGAUAACACAAACAAUGAAACUGAAUUUGCUUUGCAGGUCGAGUUGUCCAUAGAGACAGACCGAAUACUGAAAGUGUUGGAUCGCACUAUAGAAAAACUGGAAUUGGUUAUGUGUCUACCUUUCUUUCUGGAAGAUAAUGGAGAUCUCCUUAAGAAUUUCUUGCCCGCUGAUGAAAUUUUAAAGGUGAUAUGUGCAUUUGAUCAUUAUACACAGUACAAGGAGAGUUCGUAUGAUGAUGCUCCUGAGUGUAUUGAAUGUGAGCUGAGGAAGGGUAUGUUCACUAUUAGAAGUAAUAUUCUGAAACAUAGAGAUGCAGGUGAGGAAGAAUCAUCUGAUGAUGAAGAUGAAAUUUCAAAAAAGGUACCUAAGCAAUGCAUUUUACCUGUGAGUGAAGGAAGAACAGAUGCAGAUGUAUGCAGAGCUCUACAGUUCUUGUACAUCAAACCAAGAAUAAGGAAGUUUUUGACACAGCAUUUGAUACAGAAGAUUUCUGAAGCUGGAAGCAUAUUCAUCGAAUAUAUGAGACAUCUGCGUCAAUGCAUUGCAAAAAGACUUGCUGUAUCUCCCUGUCAAGAAUUAGCAGAUGAACAGAAUUUACGUCUUACAUGGAUCCGCAAUGCCAAAACUAAAGCAGUUAAGUCAGUAUUACUGGAUAAACUUGAGAUUCAGAGGAAUGAAGGUAAUGCACAGCUUGCUCAGAGGGAUGUUGCAAUUAAAAAAAAUGAGGAACUGAUUGAAAAGAUGAAGAAAUGUAGCAAAGAUGAUAUCAAGAAAAGAAUAAAUGAAUCAGAAAAAAAUAUGAUUAAUGACUGGAGAGAUAGUGAAAGUAGGCAAGAGAUACUUCAGGCACAACUGAUUGAAAAUGAAGCAAGAUUUGAACAAUUGCUCUCGGAACAUCUGCGCAGUGAGAAGAGCUUAAAAGCAAAGAAAAUCAAGGUUGAAUCACAGCUACUUACUGUGUUAAGCAAAUACGAUGCUGACAUAGGAGAUCUGCAGAAUGAAUUGGAUGAACUUAUGGAUGGCUUCAAUGAAGAGAAACGACAGAUGAGAGAGCUACAGGAACGAUUUGAUAUACAGGAAGUGGAAUAUAUCAGACUAAUGACUCAAAAAGCUGAAGAAGAACGUAUUGAACAUGAAAGAAGAGUAAACUUUUUCACAACAAGUCGAGCAGCACGCAUCAUUCAACGUGCGUGGAGAAAAUACAUACGUAGGAAACGUCGACGUAAAGGGAGGAAAAGAAAAUAA
Schistocerca serialis cubense is the source of this 1284-nucleotide messenger RNA. RefSeq lists its product as uncharacterized. The transcript is spliced from 6 exons. NCBI's taxonomy places the organism in Eukaryota, Metazoa, Arthropoda, Insecta, Orthoptera, Acrididae. The coding region runs from base 1 to 1284 and encodes 427 amino acids. The record is from RefSeq and is a predicted model, not a curated record. Gene Ontology annotation, molecular function: protein binding.